AUGGCUUUGUUUUUCCCGCAACAGCACAAGCAUCAGCAGGAGCAAUUGCAGAGGCGAGGCGAAACGGGAAGUGAAGGGAAGAUUCAGUCGUUUAGCGAUUCGGGCGGUUCUGGUACUAGCGGCGUUAGCGGAGGCAACGACGACACCAGUGACGAUGACGUGGAGUUUUUCGAGGUCGCUCGGCCAAUCGCAAGGCCUCGCGGGGUGAAGCCGUGCGUCGUCACUCUGCUUCGCAACCAAUCGUUCGACGACACCGUCGGCGACCCACCCGUCGCGAAAAACUACUCCAUCCCUGCUUCGUGCGGCUCCGCGUGGUCCCUGGUGCUGCUGAGCGUGCGCGUGAAUGUGAGCGGGGUGCAAUUCGACCGCGUGCUGUCCGUGUUCCUCGGCAACUUCGAGGUCUCCAGGUCCAUUACUGUGGAGCCUUUGGGUGUGUCGGCAUCCUACUCAUUUGAAGAAGACGUCACUACAUUCGCACCCGCGCUUGCAAAGGAGAAGCAAGCAUUUGUCUCGCUCCCCAAUGUGGUCAACGACACGCUAACAGGUGUUUUCUACGUCAGCAUUGAUCUCCUCUUUUUCAAGACCUCUCGAUUCAACCGAGCCAUUGUUCCAGACGUUGUUCUCCCCUUCUCCAUUCAACCACCGGGGAUAUCCUACCCUUCCCCCUUUACAAUCACGGGCGAAGAUUCCAUAUCCACCUCCUCUCCCUCUUCUUCCUCACUGGAAGCUUCUGUGACGUUUCCCGCGCUGCCUCGCGACAUCGUAACGGCGAAAUUCGAGCUGAUGGUAACCAGGCGUGGCAGCGACGAAUUCUUCUUCAUGCUUUCGCCCAACUCAACCUCAACCUCAAUAUCGUCGUCGUCCUCCUCCUCUUUCUCUUCCUCCUCGUUCUCCUCAUCAUCCGCUCCCUUCCGUGAGCUCCUUUUAUUCAUAGACAACCAAUUCGCAGGGGCAGUAUUCCCCUUCCCAACCCUCUACCCCUCCGCCGUCGCCCCUCUCCUCUGGGCCCCCCUCAUCGGAAUCGGCUGCUUCAGCAACCCCACUUAUUCACUCGACAUCACGCCGUUUGUCGGCGUGCUAGUGGACGGGCAGCCGCACGAAAUUUCGGUCAGCGUGCCCGUGGUCGGCCGGGCUGCCCGAUGGAUGGUUUCGGGGGUUCUCCAGCUGUGGGUGGACCCAGUUCGGGAGGCCACUACAGGCACACAGCCAUUUAUCAACGCUCCAGUUCCUUCCAUCACAAACACUUUCAUCGUGCCUUCUGCUUAUGAUCCCUCGAAUGCGGACACUGAUUAUGCAUUCACUCACAUCCUCCUCUCACUUCCCUCCUCUCUUCCCUCCUCUCUUCCCUCCUCUCUUCCCACCUCUCCUCUGCGCCCCUCCCCUUGCCCUCCACCAGCCAAUGGGCCACUAACGGCUCUUUCAAGCUAG
Molecule: messenger RNA, 1428 nt
Organism: Closterium sp. NIES-65
Lineage: Eukaryota; Viridiplantae; Streptophyta; Zygnematophyceae; Desmidiales; Closteriaceae
Source: the annotation of a GenBank genome assembly